Molecule: messenger RNA, 1728 nt
Organism: Drepanopeziza brunnea f. sp. 'multigermtubi' MB_m1
Lineage: Eukaryota; Fungi; Ascomycota; Leotiomycetes; Helotiales; Drepanopezizaceae
Molecular function (GO): protein binding
Source: RefSeq, a predicted model, not a curated record
AUGGUAUCGAAUUCGUUGGGAUUUGAAGCAUGGUUUAUCAAAUCCCUCGCAGACGCUGGCAACUGUCACAAACCUACAAAAAGAUCUCAGCCCUCGAGUUUCUUCACCGCACGACGGCCCAAUGUACCUUUGAGGAGACGCCAGUCCCAAAGAUUUACAUUUCAGCGGCAUAAUCACACCCAGGAUUUCGAGGCUGAGUACGACUACGAAUCCGCGGAGACAGAUGAGCUGCAGAGAGCAGAGGAAGAGAAGCCCUUCGAGCCGAACCGGACGAAGGAAGAGCUUUUGGAAUUAGUAGAUCAGUCUACUGGGAGAUCAUACACGGAUCAGCUUCCGCUGCUUGAUAUGCCACAGCUGUACCAACCCAGCGACGGACCACACCUCACAGUUUCUGAUAAGCCUGAGGACGAAUGGCCUCCCCCAGACUACACAUGGCCCUCAGACCCAGAAACGAAGAUCAAGCUGGAAGAAAUACGUAUCUACAUGAGGGAUUGUUGGCAAGCCAAAAAGCCGGUAAAUCAAGAGGAGCUUUAUCGCUUGUACAGGGCUCUCCCCGCACCACGCGCUCCAUAUCUCCCGUCCAAGUUACGGCAUAGUAUGAUGCAUCAUCUCUCGAUCGUGGAGAAGAAAGAUGAAAACUCGAUGUUGAGAUAUAUGUCUGUUGUCGAUGACAUGAAGGUUUCAGGUAUUCCAUUGAACACUUACGAAUGGACAAGUGCAAUAUCCUUCGCUGCCAGAUAUGUCAAGAGGUCAACAGAAGUCGAAGUCGAAGCGGCCCUCCAUCUGUGGAGAGAAAUGGAGCAUGUGGCAAAUGUCAAGGCCACCGCAGCUACGUUCAACGUCCUUUUCGACGUUGCCUGCAAAGCUGGGAAGCUGGUCCUCGCUGAGAUGAUAUACAAAGAGAUGGAGACCCGGGGCUUAGAAUACGAUCGCUUCCACCACGUGAGCCUGAUAUUCUACUAUGGGCUCAGAAAGAGCGGAGAUGGUGUCCGGCACUCGUAUAAAGCUCUCGUGGAAGGGGGUGAAAUCGUGGAUACGGUGGUCCUGAAUGCCAUGAUAUCAGCCCUCAUCCGCUCUUGCGAAGCAAGCUCUGCCGAGAAAGUCUACGAGCGCAUGAAGGCAUGGCAUUUCGAGCGCGAACAUCCCCAGCUGCCACCGCGGGAUUAUCACCGCCGGCGCGUCGUCAACCUCGCCUUGACGCACAUGGGCAAGAUCUCCAAGACGAAUCUCGAACUCCGGGAGAAGUUCCAAAGCAAGUCCAUCGUCGCGCCAGACCUCCACACAUUCGAGAUCCUGAUCACGCACUAUGCAAACACGAGCGGCGAGCUUGAAAAAAUCAGCAAACUCCUCGACGACAUGAAGGUUUUCGGGCUCGGCGUCCACAAGACCAUCUUCCUCCGUCUCCUCCAAGGUUUCGCCACGCACGGGGGCAUCCGGUACACGAAAUGGACCGAAGCUCGCCUCGAAAGCGUGUGGAAGUCCUUCCUCCAGGCCCUCGACGACGGGAACGAGGACGUGGAAAUUUCCCAGUGGAUCAUUGCGUGGGCCUUCCAAGCAUUCUCGAAUUGCUCGGGGAGGGAGAGGACGAUGCAGGCGUGGGAGGAGAUCAGGUCGCGGUGGAAGGAUCCUGACGACGCCGAGCUGGAUUUCGCCAUGGGGAAGCUGAGGCAGGUGAUGGAGAAGCCGGGCAGAGCCAGGAUGAAAGAGGAUUUCUUUCUGGGAAUGUAG